Penicillium odoratum is the source of this 1107-nucleotide messenger RNA. RefSeq lists its product as uncharacterized. Gene Ontology annotation, biological process: purine nucleoside catabolic process. Gene Ontology annotation, cellular component: cytosol. NCBI's taxonomy places the organism in Eukaryota, Fungi, Ascomycota, Eurotiomycetes, Eurotiales, Aspergillaceae. The transcript has 4 exons. The record is from RefSeq and is a predicted model, not a curated record. Bases 1 to 1107 code for a protein of 368 amino acids. Gene Ontology annotation, molecular function: purine nucleosidase activity.
AUGCAUUAUUCUAUUACUAUACCGCUGCUCUGCAGCACUCUCCCCUUCCUAGCAACUGCCCAUGCAGAAAAGCACUACGCCAUAAUGGACAACGACUGGUACACAGCCGGCUUCGUCCCAUACUUGAUCGCCCUGGACGGAGAUAUCGAGAUCCUAGGCCUCGCCUCCGACACUGCAAAUAGCUGGCAACACCAAUGCGCACUUCACGCCGUCGCAACCCUAGAAGCCGGAAACCUAAGCUGCAUCCCCGUCUACCCCGGCGCCACGUACCCACUCAUCAACACGCCCCAUCGCUUUCAGGCAUGGGAAAACAUCCACGGCAAGCUCCCGUGGGAAGGUGCUUUUGCCCCGGAGAACAAAACCGCCGAGGCGGAAGGUAGUGAUCCUACAUCUGGAGAUCCGAAUCGGAUUGUCAAAGCUGCGUUCCUGGAGGGGUUUCCGGUUGGUAGACCGGAGAAUUCCAGCGCUGCAAACUUUAUGGUUGAGAUGGUACGGAAGUAUCCUGGUCAGGUUUCGAUAUAUUCUGCCGGGGCGUUGACGAAUGUUGCUUUGGCUGUGCGUAUGGAUGCGGAGUUUGCGGUGUUGGCGAAGGAGUUGGUUAUUAUGGGUGGGUAUGUGGAUGUGAAUAUGUUGCAGGCUACGGGGAGUAUUCUCUUAGCUGAUCUUCAGUCUGAUAUCAAUCUCAUGAUUGAUCCUGAAGCUGCGAAGAUUGCCCUCACGGCUGAUUUUCCCAAUAUCACUAUUGCGGGAAAUGUUGCCAAUCAGGUCUUUCCGGGUCAGGAAUUUGCUGAUGAGGUCUAUUCAGUUCCUAGCCCGUAUAGCAAGCUCUUUUACGAUCACUAUGAUCUUUCAUUUCCCUUCUGGGAUGAAACUGCUGCGGCGCUGAUGGUUGAUCCGUCACUCGCUACCAACCAGACUUCAGUCUAUCUGGAUGUCGAUGUUUCAUAUGGCAGCCUCAACUAUGGCAACAUUCACGUGUACCAGAAGGCUCUCGCUCCAAGUGGUAUUCGGGCAGUCAAUUAUGUCUUCCAGGUUGAUGCGGACAGGCUGAAACAGCGGAUCAAGCAUGCUCUACAGUAUCCAAAGUCGUGUGCUGAUCUCGAAUAA